AUGGAGGUUAGCAGGAAAAAGAGUUUAACAGGACUUCCCGAUGAUAUGAAAGCGGUUGUCUUUCAAGAUGGUAAGGCGGUGGUAAGGGAUGACGUACCAAUUCCAGUCUUCGUUGACGACGGUUUUAUGUUGGUCAAGGCGAUAGCAGUGGCUGUAAAUCCAUCGGAAUGGAAACAUAUCGAUUAUAAGUUAGGUCCAGAAGGUUCUAUCUUGGGUUGCGAGGUGGUGGGACAGAUUUUGAAACUCGGCCCAAAUAUUAUUGGUGAAAAGGAUGAGUUCAAAGUAGGUGAUUAUGUUAUGGGAUUUGUCCACGGAUGCUCCAAUUUAAGACCACAAAAUGGUGCCCUUGCUGAAUAUUGUUUGGUUGAUUCAGCCACUUGUUACAAGGCCCCUGCUAAUUUGAAAUUGAGUGGGAAGGAGCAUAUUUCUUACGGUCCUGUCAAGACUUUUGAAGGCGCUGUAUCCAUGCCAGUGGCUCUAACCACUGCAGGAGCAAUCGUAUCUCAUGAAUUUAAACUCAAUUUAGAAUGGGAACCGGCUGAAGUACAACACGAUUUCCCAAUUUUAAUCUGGGGUGGUACCACUGCAGUGGGACAAAUCUUGAUUCAACUGGUUAAAAAAUUGAAUGCUUAUUCCAAGAUUAUCGUUGUUGCGUCACAAAAAUACGAGAAACAAUUGAAAGACUUUGGUGCAGAUGAAGUCUUCGAUUACCAUGAUCCAGACGUUAUUUCCAAGAUUAAGUCCAAAUACAAAAAUAUACAACAUCUUAUUGAUGCUGUAUCAAAUGAACAAACUAUUCAACAAGUCUAUAAAUGUGCCUGUGAUGAUUUACCGGCAACGGUCAUGCAGUUAGUGUUUUUAAACAUCGAACACAUCAAACCAGAAGACAGAAGAGAAAAUGUUAAAAUUAUUGGUACUAUUGUUUAUUUAGUUACAGGCACUCCUAUUACCAUGGGUCCUUAUAAUUUCCCCGCCAACCCACGCUAUAGAAAAGAUAUAAUAAGGUUUGUCAAAUUCAUUAUCCCAAGAAUUGUAGAAGGAGAUAUUCAACAUAUGCCAGUGACUAUCAGCAAUAACGGUCUAGAAGAUGUUCCUGAAUUGAUUGACUUAGUAAGAAAGGGUAAAGCCUCCAAUGAAAAGUUUGUCACAAUUCUACCACAGUGA
Kazachstania africana CBS 2517 is the source of this 1164-nucleotide messenger RNA. RefSeq names its product zinc-binding alcohol dehydrogenase family protein. The coding region runs from base 1 to 1164 and encodes 387 amino acids. Gene Ontology annotation, molecular function: oxidoreductase activity, acting on NAD(P)H. NCBI's taxonomy places the organism in Eukaryota, Fungi, Ascomycota, Saccharomycetes, Saccharomycetales, Saccharomycetaceae. The transcript has a single exon. The record is from RefSeq and is a predicted model, not a curated record.